AUGUCUCUCGCACAAGACCAUGGGAUAGCUCUACAUGCCAGUCAACGACGGGCUAUCGCCCACAUCAAAGCCCAAGCCAUCUCUCUUCGGCUGGCUGCCGUCGACGUUCUCUCAGAGAUUUUCUCCAUGUCGAACAUACCCAUAUCAUCACUCGACCUUGUGCGCAGCGCCAUCAGACAACACGCCCGGGUAGCGUUGCACUUCCACCCCGAUCGCCCGGUCGGCAAUCGUGUCGUCGCUCAGGGCCUCCUUGAAGACGGGACUUAUCGAAGCCAGUUCGAAACAGGCAUAUCGAACGGAAGCGUCUCUGCUCAUGCAGGUGGAUUUCGAGACCUUUGGGAACGCUCUCUGUUCCAGGGUGCGUACCACGCCGACGAUGUCUCGCCUUGUCACAGGCCCAGGUACGGCGCUCUCAAUCUCAUGCGCAACCCGGAAGGUCCAGCUCCUCGCUUUGGAUCCUGCUAUUUGGUGCUCAAGCCCGAAGUCUCGGCGCGAUCGACAUUCACGUUUGGUGGGUCACAGGCAGACCCAAGGUACCGUGGUAUAGUGGAUGAGUUUGACGCUGUCCUGUCAGCGUUGUUCGAGGAAUGCUUCACGCGGGACUUUGCAUUGGGCGUCAGUGGCAUCCGACCACCGCAGCUGAUGGCACGCAUUCUAGAUCUUCACGAACCGCUCCCUGCGAACGUUUCGAAUGGCGUUCAGUGCCAUAAUCUUGACCACUUCAUCGAGGCCCAGGUCCACGGCGACGUCCACCUUGACCGAGACGUUGAAGCUCUGAUUGUCGACCCUUCGUUCCGAGGCAGUGAGAUCUGGCAAUAUAUCAAGGGCAUGGCUACAAAAUACCGGUUUCCCUUGCACUGUCAUCAUGGGUUUUCCAUGAGAGUGCAAGAUGUGCCCAUUGACUUUCGAGGCCCCUCUAUGCCCUCCCUGGCAGCGGCAAUCGCAAGAAACGGCCACCAGCUCGAUGCAGAGACGAUCGGCAGGGCAGUGAGAGAGCUGGCUAGACAUCCCGAAUCAUGGUCAAGCAGGGGCACGUAUGCCGAGGUCUUGCAAGAAAUGAAACUCAUCUGGCAUGUGUUAGUACGGUUUGGAUGGCCGUAUGGCUGA
Molecule: messenger RNA, 1107 nt
Organism: Fonsecaea multimorphosa CBS 102226
Lineage: Eukaryota; Fungi; Ascomycota; Eurotiomycetes; Chaetothyriales; Herpotrichiellaceae
Exons: 1
Coding region: 1-1107 (368 amino acids)
Source: RefSeq, a predicted model, not a curated record